Molecule: messenger RNA, 1081 nt
Organism: Rubroshorea leprosula
Lineage: Eukaryota; Viridiplantae; Streptophyta; Magnoliopsida; Malvales; Dipterocarpaceae
Source: the annotation of a GenBank genome assembly
CCACACAGAAUGAGGGGAAACCCAGAAAUCCGAUGGGCUCCGCAUCAGCGUCUCCCGAAAUGGAGGUGAAACCCGAAGAACAAAACGCCUGGGGCGCGAAAGCGUGGGCCCACCUCAGGUCCGUCCGGGAACAAUCGCCGUUGAUACAGUGCAUCACGAACUUCGUCUCCAUGGAUAUCAUGGCCAACACUCUUCUCUCCGCCGGUGCAUCGCCGGCCAUGAUUCACUCAGUACACGAAAUCCCUGACUUCACCCCUCAGGUCUCGGCGCUCUGCGUCAACUUGGGUACGCUCUCUGAUGACUGGAUACCGGCGAUGAAGACCGCCGCCGAGUUGGCUUCCAAGUUGGGGACACCCUGGGUGCUUGACCCCGUCGCUGCCGGCGCUUCCAGUUUCCGGUUGAAAACCUGCUUAGAGAUGGUGGCGCUUAGGCCUACUGUUAUUAGAGGAAACGCUUCCGAGAUCAUCGCCGUGUCUCGUGCUUCUCUAGGAUCGUCGAAGGGCGUAGACAGCUCCCACGAGUCAUUGGACGCAGUGGAAGCCGCCAAGGCCCUUGCUCGGUCCAGUGGUUCGAUAGUGGCUGUGUCAGGCGCCGUGGACGUGGUGACUGAUGGGCAGCGAGUUAUUGGUGCUUGCAAUGGGGUGGCCAUGAUGCAGAAGAUCACUGCAACAGGAUGCGCAGUCACUGCCCUGAUAGCUGCUUUCGUUGCUGUCGACCCAUCACAUGCUUUAGAAGCCACGGCCUCUGCAUUUUCCAUUUUUGGUGUUGCUGGUGAGAUUGGCAUGGAAUUGGCUAAAGGUCCAGCUUCGUUGCGGGUGCAGUUGAUUGAUUCCCUGUUUGGGCUCGAUCAAGCUUCUCUGCUUUCCCGCGUUAAAGUCACAAACUUGGAUAGUACUCAAGGAGCUGGGUGAAUGGUAUGUUGCAAACUUGCAAUUCUAUUUUACGAUUUUUGGUAAAGGAAUCCCUUUUAUGGGAUUGAAUCCUUUAGCAUAUGUUGUCAUUUGCUUCAUAGAUUAUUAGACUCAUGGGUGGAGCGAACACUGAGAUAAUUGGCCACAUAAAAUAGAGGAUAAAUAAUUUG